AUGAAAAAAAAAACCAAGUGCCAACGCAAGAGCUCGUCUUCUGAGCCUGAAGUAGAUGAUGCUGGUAAAAGAGAGCAGCCAGAAGUAGCAUCGUUUCCUGCCUAUCGAGUACCCAUACGCACCGUCAAGUUUUGGACAAAGCAGGAGGAACACAAUUUACCAAAAUACCGUGAGACGCAAAAAAUGACAUUCAACUCCGUGGCUAUGGAGAUGAAUCGCACCGUCGCUUCCGUCAAGAGCAAGUACUACCGACUGAAAGAGAAACAACGUCUACAAUCACAACAAGAUGAAGACGAGAGCCCCGAAUUGUUGUCAACAGAAAAAAUAGCAGCAGCAGCACGCAGCAACAACAACGUGGACGCUGGGUCCGAUAAUGACGGCCGCGACGACAGUAAAAACAUCGAAACGAGCUACCGGACCGGAAAGUCUUGGUCCAAGGAAGAAGAGCAAACACUGGCCCACUAUCGCCAACAGGGAUUACCGUGGAAAGAAAUCGCCCUCAAGAUGGACCGCUCUGUUGGCUCAUGCACUUCCAAAUGGCAGAGUAUUAUAAAAAAAGAAGCAAUGCCAGAACAACAACAGCAGCGGAAACAGCAAGAGCGAUCAUCAUCCGCGCCGCGUCCGCCACCUCCAUCUUCAGCGCCAUCUGUCACAAGCGCUGAUACUACCAAAACCACGAAAAAGUAUACAGAUGAUACCAUCACCGACGCUGCGAACACUCCAGCAUCCAACGCCCCAAGUUUGAGAAGACCCUAUCAGUCUUGGACAGCAGAAGAAACAGAUGCGCUGGUUCGGUACCGUAACAAGAAGCUGCCAUGGGAGGAAAUUGCUCUCAGAUUGGGUCGGAGUGUGGCCUCAUGUCAAGCCAAGAAUCGGCGUCUUUAA
Messenger RNA from Zychaea mexicana, 885 nucleotides. RefSeq lists its product as uncharacterized. Lineage: Eukaryota; Fungi; Mucoromycota; Mucoromycetes; Mucorales; Lichtheimiaceae. Bases 1 to 885 code for a protein of 294 amino acids. The transcript has 2 exons. The record is from RefSeq and is a predicted model, not a curated record.